AUGGGACAAUCACCAAUUCGACGUCGCACAACCCGCUCACGAUCCAAUACAUUUCGCACAGUUGAUGUAUCACCGCGUCAACCAGAAUGGCAUCCAGGUCAAGAACCUGGGCUUGAUCCCUCUAAAGCUGAUGGCGGACGAUCCACAGGUAUAAACUUACACGAGGAUUGCCAGAUAACUGUCGUGGACUUCAGCGAAGAUAAGAUGGUCAAGAGGGAGUUCAAUAAUGAGGAACUGGUUAGGUUUUUGGAUAUUGAACAAGAGCAACGGAUCAAAUGUCGGUGGAUAAAUAUUAAUGGACUCAGUUGGGAUGUAAUUAAGGCUGUUGGGAAGAGGAAGAAGUUACACAAAUUGGCCAUCGAGGAUAUGGUUAAUCUUAAUAAUAGGACAAAGGCAGAUUGUGAAUCAGACUACGAUGAUGAUAAUGAACAAGAAAUAACAUUGGAAAGUCCAAGAAGACAAAAACGAGGACCAUUCCGGAAGGCGUUCCACAAUUUCAUGAAACGAAGGAGGAAUGAUAAUAUGGCACAGAACGAUAAACUUGCGGGUGAUUUUCAUGAUCCUACCAAGGAAUAUGUUACUGGGCAUACGGAUGGUGUACAGUCUUCACCGCUAGCUGUUAGUGCUGAACAGGUCUCGAUGUUUUUGACAGCUGACAAUAAUGUCAUCUCAUUUUUCGAAAACUCCGCCGACGAUAUCGAAACCCCCAUUCUUCACAGAUUGAGCAACUCCGAUACAAUACUCCGCAGAUCAUGCGAUGCAUCAAUGGUAAUGCAGGCCAUUAUUGAUGCUAUCAUUGAUCUUGCUAUCCCUGUUACUUUUGCCUAUCAGGAUAUAAUUGGUUCACUAGAACUAGAUGUCUUGACAAAUCCCAAUAUCAAACAUGCAACAUCAUUAUACGUUGUGACCAGCGAAAUCAUCACCUUGCGCAACUUCAUCAACCCUAUCGCUAAUCUCAUUAAUUCUCUUCGCGAUCAUAAAAAUAUCGGUCAAAGAGGUGAUGUACAAAAGGCAGCAUCUGCUAUUAAGAUCAGUCAAAUGGCUCAAACAUACCUCGGCGACGUGGAAGAUCAUGUUGUAUUAAUCACAGAAUCUCUCGACCAACUUCGAAGAAAUGCCGAUGGAAUGAUCGAUCUGAUAUUCAACACCAUCUCUGCGUAUCAAAAUGAGUCCAUGAAACAACUCACAAUUGUCACUAUCAACUUCCUUCCCUCGAGUUUCUUGAUGGGAUACUUUGGGAUGAAUUUUACGGAUAUGCCAAGUAUAGAACAUAACGAGAAAUACUUUUGGCACAUAGCUUUACCGGUUGCAUUCGUGGUAAUUAUGUUCUUGAUGAGGGAUAUGAUCAUCUGGUGGUUCAAGAGAACAGCACAAAGGAGAGGAGAGAGUCGGAGUAAAGGAUUGAAAGAAAAGAGGAUUAGAUGA
Molecule: messenger RNA, 1425 nt
Organism: Sclerotinia borealis F-4128
Lineage: Eukaryota; Fungi; Ascomycota; Leotiomycetes; Helotiales; Sclerotiniaceae
Source: the annotation of a GenBank genome assembly